AUGCCGCAUUUCUCACCACAUCGUCAAGUCGAGUGCAAGACAAUUGAUGGCACAUCAAUUGCAGGUUGGCUGUACACAGUCGAUGAUGGUCCCGCACCGGCUAUCAUCAUGUCACACGGCUUCAAUUGCGUCAAAGAGAUGACCCUUCCAGAGGUUGCUGAAGCGUUCCACAAGCGAGGCUACAACGUCUUUCUAUACGAUGCUCGCAGCGUUGGAGCCAGUGGUGGAUCGCCACGUAAUCUCCUCGACCCUCUUCAAAUGGCUGAAGAUCUAUCUGACAUUUACACCUUUGUCUCAGAGCUGAAAAGCGUCGAUGCGCGUCGCAUAGUGCUCUGGGGCAUGUCAUUCGGUGGAGUAGUGAGCGCCUGCUCUGCUGCUGUUGACCGCCGUCCCAAAGCAGUCGUCAUGGUUUGCCCUUUGUUCAGUUAUGUGCAGCCACAUAAAGCAGACAAGGCCUAUGCGCUGCUCAUGAAAGAUCGUGUGUCGCAGCUGAGGAAAAAUGAGCCCCUCUCAAUAACCCCAUUCACGCCCCAGGGAGACAAUCCAAUCGGCAUGGGGGGCGCUGGAGGCCCUGGUGGCAUCGAGGCGUACAAUCUGAUGAAGGCCGCAUCCGAAUUAGGUCAUCCUGACUUUCGUGACCGCCUCACGCUCCAAACCUACCAAAAGCUGGCCAUGUUCCGUCCAAUGGAGUACAUGGACAUGAUUAAAGCACCGCUAAUGAUGAUAAUUCCUGAACUAGAUGACAUAUCACCCAUAUCGGAACAAAGGGAGGCUCUGUCGAGGGUGCAAAGCCCUAAGCGGGAGUAUUUCGCAAAGGGCAAAGGCCACUUGAACAUUGCCACUGGGGACGGAUCAACUGAAAUGGUGGUGGCGACUCUUGAGUUCCUUGAGGCGGCUCUCGGAGGCACGCUGGAGUGA
This is a messenger RNA of Aspergillus pseudonomiae, 918 nucleotides long. It is a transcript of the gene fma-AT, whose product is annotated as acetyltransferase fmaC. The coding region runs from base 1 to 918 and encodes 305 amino acids. Lineage: Eukaryota; Fungi; Ascomycota; Eurotiomycetes; Eurotiales; Aspergillaceae. The record is from RefSeq and is a predicted model, not a curated record. The transcript has 3 exons.